CCAAUCGUUUAGUUAACCAUCGACUGCACACCGGCGCGUACCGAUCGCCUCUCGCGCGUUUGCGUUCGCUGUUUAACGUUGUGUUACACUACUCUCAAACACUAUCACACACACACCGGAGUGUUUAUGUAUUAUUAUUUUUAUAAAUAUUAUUAUAAUAUCGUAUAGACUCAAUUCCGCAGCUGUGACAUAUUUUAUUUUGAUUUUUUUUUUCGUCGUCUGAAAAAUUUUGAACCGCGACCGUUUUUGCGUUUUAAUUUUCGCUCGCGUAGUACAAGUCUACUCGUAUAUUAUACCCGAAUAGCGGCCAAACAGCACGUCGAAGACGACUGUAUAAUCGUGUAUAUAAAAUCCACGACAGUCACGCGCCAUAUAUACCACUAUCACGACGGCGACGCUUAUCGGCGGUACAGUGCAGUCGUCCGGUCGCAGCAAUACGUCUUUGCUGCGGCAGUGGCCGGCCGGGCUAGCAGCUGCAGUGGCCACCGGCGGUGACGGCAUCGGUAAUAGCAGGACGACAACGACGGCCACCGCGAUGACCGUGCACGAACUGACGGCCGCUUCAGCGGCCGGCACCAUGCCCAUGCACCAUCUCGGCAGAUCCCGAUUCAUGAUCACGGACAUACUGUCCGACAACGGACGCAAUAACGGCGGCGGUUCGCCCGUGUCACCCGCCUCGUCCACGGACGGGCCGAGAGAUCUGUCUCUGCACGGCCGCGCGUCCUCCGGCAGCAACGGCGGAGGCGGUGGCCAGGGAGCGGGGCCCGCUGGCGUUGGCGGAGGGCCGGCCGACUCGGACCUGAGCGACGACCACGAGAGCGGCACUGAUAGCGGACUGCCGGGCGACAACUCGUCCGUUUGCUCGAACGGUCAUAGAGACGAUGACGGCCGGAAUUCCGGUUCAAAUCUCAGCAAGAAACAGAGAAAAGCGAGGACGGCGUUUACGGACCACCAGUUGCAGACGCUCGAAAAGAGUUUUGAGAGACAAAAGUACCUGAGCGUUCAGGACCGCAUGGAAUUGGCGGCUAAGCUCAAUCUGUCCGACACCCAAGUCAAGACUUGGUACCAGAAUAGAAGGACCAAAUGGAAACGUCAGACGGCAGUGGGCCUGGAACUGUUGGCCGAGGCGGGCAACUACGCGGCGUUCCAGCGGCUGUACGGCGGACCGCCGUACGGAUGCUGGCCUUACCCGGCUGGCGCUGCGGGGGGUGCGGGUGGCGUCUCCGGCGGGGGCGGCGUAUCGGGCGCGGGCGGCGCACCGUCCGCCGCCGACCUGUACUACCGGCAGGCGGCCGUGGCCGCGGCUGCAGUGUCCACGCUCCAGAAGCCACUGGCCUACAGGCUGUAUCCCGGCAUGGCGAGCGGCCCUGGAGCCGCGGGCUCCGGUGCCGGCGCGUCCGGCCACCAUCACCAUCACCACCAAAUACCGCCACCGCCGGUGCCACUCGCCCAUCCGAUGUACUACGGCGGCGUCCACCAUCCGGCCACCAUGCAGCCGAUGCUCGGCCGCAGCCCGACACCCGAACCACCCGGCCGGUCGUCCCGAGGCUCGCCCAGAUCGACGGUGGACAGCCGACCCGGUUCGGUGGACGUCGAAGACGACGGGUCCGACUCGCCCAAUGUGGACGUUUAAGCGACGACCGCGGCGCGCUGGCCCACCGCGUGCCAUAAUAUGAUAUACCGUCAUCGCACGCGCACGUGACUCUAUAAUAUUAUUAUAGUCUGUCACUCGUUGUCGUGUUUAAGUUCAGCUGCAGUGUGCGCGCGUGUCUACAAUAAUAUUCUUGUAUAUACAUGAGGCACUGUAAAAUGCACCCUCAAACACAUACACCCACCUAGUCGUCGUUUACUCUCUUUAUUAUUAUAUAUUAUUAUUAUUAUUAUGAUUAAUUAUUAAUUAUUAUUAUUUGUAUAUGUAUAGUAUAUAUUAUAUUUUGCGUUCCGUACCGACCCUGACGCGAAAAAAUGUUUUUUUUUUUUUUUACUUAACUUCUUAACAUAUAAUUAUUAUAAAAUGAGAAAUUAUUACUAUGGCAAAAUGUACUACGUUUUAAUACUAUUAUAUAAUAAUAAUUGAUAUUAUUAUAUAUUUUCGUAAGAAAACCUUGUACACAGAACAAUUUUAACUCAUAUUAUAAAUUAUAUUCCCCUAAAGUACAAAUAUUUUAUUUUUAAUUUAUUCGUAGUUAAACCGUACGUCAUAUAAUAUACAAUAUUAUAUUAUAUUGGUAAAACACGUUUUUCAAAAAAAUAUCCGAAUUUGUUCGUUAAACACACAUGUAGGUAUUUGUUAUUAAUAUUAUAAUUAUGAACUCGUACCGAAGAUUUUGUUAUGCAUUUGUUCAAAUUUUUUUUUAAAUUUAAUUUCGUUUCAAUCAAAAUAUGCCGGUAAGCCAGAGACUUUAACGUUCGUCAACCAUCCGAUUACUCGUGAGUGAAACAAUAUAUCACUAUAAAACAUGAGUACAACAUAAUAUUAUUACCUAUCUUGUUUAUUAACAUACAUAAUACACAUAUUAUAUUGUAUACUUGUAUGUCUAUAUACUUUUGUUUUUAGAUAUGUUUUUCAUAAUUUUGCUUACCACGAUUGUUUCUUAUCUUUAUUAUAUAUUAUUAUUAUUAUUAUUACUGUAAAUAUUACUUAGGUAUGUAUUACGACAAUUAGAUACCAAUAUUGUAUAUAUUAUAGAUACAGUGUAAGUGAUAAGUAUCAAUAAUUUAUUUUGGAUGUAUAUUAUGAUAUAGUGAGUAAGUAAGUAAAUAUAAAUAAUUAUAUUAUACGAAGUCGUGCAAUGUAAUAAUAACAAUAUUAGACUAUACGUAUAUUCUACCAUAGUAUACCUUUAUAUAUAGACAUUUUAUUAGUUAUAAUCAUAACAUAAUAAUUGUAUGUACUUGAAUGUUGUCGUCAGGCUUGGUAUAUAAUAUAACCGUAUAUUUUGUGUGACGUAUAUAAUAUGCAUAUUGAUAUACGAUAUUUGUCAUGUAAUCGUCGAGUGUAGAGAAUAUGAUCGUGCCAAAACAAAAAUAAUAAAAAAUAGUGUGUUAAAAAAACAAAUGAACAAAAUAGGGAAAAAAAUACCAAGACUCUUUUUUUAUUUAUGUUACACUAUAAUAAUUAUAUACAUACCUAAUAUUUAGGAAUCGUAUAUAUUGUAAACAAUAAUUAUAUUCAAUUAUAUUAUAUAAUAUAUAUAUAUAUAUAUAUAAAGGCGCUGAUGUAUACGCCGAUUGCGCGUCGCCGUACGAUGGUUUUCCGUGUAAAUAAUACCUAUCAUUCUUGUUACAUGUAAAAAUAUAAUAAAUAAAUUAACAUUAUUGUUUAGAGUUUAA
Molecule: messenger RNA, 3333 nt
Organism: Metopolophium dirhodum (rose-grain aphid)
Lineage: Eukaryota; Metazoa; Arthropoda; Insecta; Hemiptera; Aphididae
Product: homeobox protein B-H1-like
Exons: 3
Coding region: 536-1633 (365 amino acids)
Biological process (GO): regulation of DNA-templated transcription
Molecular function (GO): DNA-binding transcription factor activity, RNA polymerase II-specific; DNA binding
Source: RefSeq, a predicted model, not a curated record